Molecule: messenger RNA, 1024 nt
Organism: Pan troglodytes (chimpanzee)
Lineage: Eukaryota; Metazoa; Chordata; Mammalia; Primates; Hominidae
Gene: PRDX1
Product: peroxiredoxin 1
Exons: 6
Coding region: 146-745 (199 amino acids)
Biological process (GO): cellular response to stress; leukocyte activation; cell redox homeostasis
Cellular component (GO): cytosol
Molecular function (GO): thioredoxin peroxidase activity
Source: RefSeq, a predicted model, not a curated record
GUUGCCUCUUCCUCCUCCUGUCCGGGGCCCGCCCGCGCUCGGGUGGGGGUGCUGUGAUGCGUGAGGCAGCCGGGGGAGGCCCGGAGUCCGAGACCGCUUGAGCGCUGCGCAUACCCCUCUCGUGGGCCCCCCACCUGAUAGGAAGAUGUCUUCAGGAAAUGCUAAAAUUGGGCACCCUGCCCCCAACUUCAAAGCCACAGCUGUUAUGCCAGAUGGUCAGUUUAAAGAUAUCAGCCUGUCUGACUACAAAGGAAAAUAUGUUGUGUUCUUCUUUUACCCUCUUGACUUCACCUUUGUGUGCCCUACGGAGAUCAUUGCUUUCAGUGAUAGGGCAGAAGAAUUUAAGAAACUCAACUGCCAAGUGAUUGGUGCUUCUGUGGAUUCUCACUUCUGUCAUCUAGCAUGGGUCAAUACACCUAAGAAACAAGGAGGACUGGGACCCAUGAACAUUCCUUUGGUAUCAGACCCGAAGCGCACCAUUGCUCAGGAUUAUGGGGUCUUAAAGGCUGACGAAGGCAUCUCGUUCAGGGGCCUUUUUAUCAUUGAUGAUAAGGGUAUUCUUCGGCAGAUCACUGUAAAUGACCUCCCUGUUGGCCGCUCUGUGGAUGAGACUUUGAGACUAGUUCAGGCCUUCCAGUUCACUGACAAACAUGGGGAAGUGUGCCCAGCUGGCUGGAAACCUGGCAGUGAUACCAUCAAGCCUGAUGUCCAAAAGAGCAAAGAAUAUUUCUCCAAGCAGAAGUGAGCGCUGGGCUGUUAUAGUGCCAGGCUGCGGUGGGCAGCCAUGAGAACAAAACCUCUUCUGUAUUUUUUUUUUUCCAUUAGUAAAACACAAGACUUCAGAUUCAGCCGAAUUGUGGUGUCUUACAAGGCAGGCCUUUUCUACAGGGGGUGGAGAGACCAGCCUUUCUUCCUUUGGUAGGAAUGGCCUGAGUUGGCGUUGUGGGCAGGCUACUGGUUUGUAUGAUGUAUUAGUAGAGCAACCCAUUAAUCUUUUGUAGUUUGUAUUAAACUUGAACUGAGA